Paraphaeosphaeria sporulosa is the source of this 1356-nucleotide messenger RNA. RefSeq names its product SET domain-containing protein. Bases 13 to 1047 code for a protein of 344 amino acids. Gene Ontology annotation, molecular function: protein binding. The record is from RefSeq and is a predicted model, not a curated record. The transcript has a single exon. NCBI's taxonomy places the organism in Eukaryota, Fungi, Ascomycota, Dothideomycetes, Pleosporales, Didymosphaeriaceae.
UUCGCCAUCAUUAUGCUCACCCUUGUUGCGCUACUUCUCACCGCGUUCGCGUCUCCUGCCAUAUCCUGCAGCGAGUCCUCAUGGAUAACCUUCUCUCGAUCAUGCCUGGGCCCACCUCAGGUAUGGGAGGCACGACCCAGCCCAGGCAAGGGCAUUGGUGUAUACGCUACCAGAGUCAUCGAACCGGGCGACACCAUUUUGUCUGAGCCAGCGAUGAUCCACAUCACCCCUCCCGAAUUUCGAGACGGCGUUGCAUAUCCCCUGGGCGACAUCAACACGCUCCUACAAUCGUCUUUCGAUGCUCUUUCCCCGGAACAGAAAACAGAAGUCAUGUCUCUCCACGCCCACAUGUCACCUUCAGAGGAUGCCAACGACACGCUCAUGGCCAUUAUGCGUAGCAAUGCAUAUACUACCGGUAACAGCCUCGGAUUGUUUCCCAAGGGCGCGCGCAUCAAUCACUCAUGCCGUCCAUCUACUAGUCAGUACUGGAACCCUCAGACAGGUCGCCGCAUUGUGUACGCAAAUCGGCGCAUUGAAGAAGGCGAAGAGAUUUUCGCUACCUACAUCCCCUUGCUGUACAGCCAUGAGGCUCGCCAGAGACGCCUCGACCAGUACGGUUUCAAAUGCACCUGCGAAGCCUGCGCGCAGGAGCAGGAAGCGCGACAAGCCAGCGAUCAGCGCAGACAGGACCUCCAGAAGGCGUUCGUUGCGUUUGAGCCGCAGCUCACGUUGUCCGUUCCGCAGUCGGUCGUGGGCAAGAGGAAGGCACGGAAGAACGCUGAAGCGAGCGUUCAGCUGGUCGAGCAGCUCGAAGAAGAGGGACUUGCGGACUACUACGUCAAGGCAUAUCACAUCGCCGCUAUCGCGCAUGCCAGAAUUGAGGAUUGGAAGCCGGCUACGCUGUGGGCGAAUAAAGGAUUCGAGACGAGUUUGCUGGCGGACCCGAAUGCGCGCUCGACGGGUGCGAGGGAGUUGCAGGCUUUGACGAACCAUCUGAUCAUCAAGUGGAAUGAGGAGUUGAGAGAGAAUAUGACGCGGCACGGUUGAACUGUUUGCAGGCUUUGACGCCAUCGAAAAACCAGCAUGUUGACAAGCAAGACGAUGGGCCAUUCGAACUACACUUUUCCAGGUGAAGGCCAUGUCUGGACGAAUUGAGGCUGCCACAUUGGACAAGCAGCUUAUGGUGAGCACGAGGAUGAAAUACUUCCUCGCUUCUGCCAACGUUGCACCGCGACUUAGUCAACAGCUUUCAGAUGAUUGCAUACCGGAGGCGAUGGACAUGAUGCACGAGGAUAGCUUACCUUGACCUGGUAUGGCAUUCCAGUGUAAGCAAGGUUGUGGGUUUGAGGAAAAACC